Messenger RNA from Sphaerulina musiva SO2202, 6154 nucleotides. Its product is annotated as TBC-domain-containing protein. The record is from RefSeq and is a predicted model, not a curated record. The transcript is spliced from 2 exons. Bases 96 to 3506 code for a protein of 1136 amino acids. Lineage: Eukaryota; Fungi; Ascomycota; Dothideomycetes; Mycosphaerellales; Mycosphaerellaceae.
CUCGUUAUCCUCCUCCGCCACGCCCACACCGACGACCAUGUGGAGGUAGACAGCACCGUCCACUCCCACGGCAUGCGGAUUGUCGCUCGCUUGCAAUGUUCCUCUCGAACCUGGUGCAGCGAGCCCAGCAGCUGAUCGAUCCCGCUCAACUCCCCGGUCCUCUCGCCAACUUCAACUCGUCGAGCUCUGGAAAACCAUCCAAGGCGCAGCUGUUUCGACUUCAAUUUAGAAUCCCUGAAACGCAGAACCCGCUCUACGAAAUCACCGCCGAGCUCACUCUUCCAGGCAAGAAGAAGGGCAGCACGUCAAAGUCGCAGCCCGGAAAUUGGGAUAAGGACAAUUGGGAUCGCGAGCGAGGCACGCACUAUGUGGGCCAGUUGCAUCUAAGCGAGCAGUUUCUCUGCUUCUCUACCGUCCAGACGUCCUUUGUGAGCACUGCCAGCACGAGUGCGAGCAGUGGCUUCACGGGGAGAACACAUGGGACAGGACCAGCUGGCAAUGGUUUCACCUUACCAUUGUGCGCGGUACGGAGAGUCGAAAGACUACAUACUCAGGCCUUCCAAUUCGCGUUGGCUAUCACCACUUGGAAUGGCUUCGAGGCUGGAGGUGAUGGCACACCCGGUGCUCCAGCUCCGCCGAAGCUGACUAUACAACUUGAGGGCAGCCGCCAACAAUGCGAUCGCUUCUGCGAUGGCCUCAAGAGGGGUCUGAGGCAGGGCAUCAAAGACGUCGAUAACAUGCGAAUGGUCGCGCAAGAGUGCUAUUCAGAAUACUUUCUAUACAAUGAGUUCGAGGACACACCAGCAGAGACGAAGCCAGACGGCACAACUCGGGCUCCGCCGGAUACCGGAUUGGGCAGCAUAUUCAAAUACCCAGGCAAUGCGCGAAAGCUGCGUGAUAGGAGCAAAAUGAGGCUGUGGCAUGAGUAUCUCAAGGAGAAUGGGCGCAAUACGACGCUCGUGCGACAGCCUGAUUUCCACAGAUUGAUACGUGUUGGACUGCCCAAUCUGCUGAGAGGCGAGAUUUGGGAGCUCUCUUCUGGAUCAUUCUUCCUUCGAUUGCAGAAGCCGAAAAUGUAUCAAGAAGUACUAGCUAAGCACGAGGGCGAAGGCUCGCUAGCCAUCGACGAGAUUGAGAAAGACCUCAACCGCAGCCUGCCCGAAUACGCUGGUUUUCAAAGUGAAGAGGGCAUUGGCAGGCUGCGACGAGUAUUGACUGCGUAUAGCUGGACGAACACAGACGUCGGCUACUGUCAAGCGAUGAACAUUGUCGUGGCAGCAUUAUUGAUUUAUCUUUCAGAAACACAAGCCUUUUAUCUGCUCUCCAUCUUAUGCGAUCGCUUACUACCAGGCUACUACUCGACUACCAUGUAUGGGACUCUUCUCGACCAGCGAGUCUUUGAGAGUCUGGUCGAGAAAACCAUGCCGAUCAUAUGGGACCAUCUCGUCAAAAACGAUGUCCAACUGUCGGUGGUGUCGCUGCCAUGGUUCCUGUCACUAUACAUCAACAGUAUGCCACUCAUCUUCGCCUUUCGCGUGCUGGAUGUCUUCUUCCUGGAAGGGCCGAAGGUGUUGUUUCAGGUCGGUUUGGCGAUUUUGAGAAUCAAUGGGGAGGAGCUUCUCGACGCGACGGACGAUGGGACGUUUAUCUCGGUCCUCAAGUCAUACUUUGCAAGACUGGGGGAGUCGGCACAUCCGACAUCCGAGAACCCAAAGCACCGGGCUAUCACAAACUUCCAGGCGCUCAUGGUCGUCGCCUUCAAGGAGUUCGAGGGCAUUACACAGGCCACGAUAUCCGAGCAACGUACCAAGCACAAAGACGCUGUGAUGCAGAACAUCGAAUCUUUUGCGAAGCGAACGUCGAUACGGAAUCUAGGUCCAGAAAGCAAGAAGCUGUCCGCUAAUGACCUCGGCUUCCUGUAUGACAGAUUUUACAGCAUUCUUUACGAAAGACAGCAGCGAGCACAGAUGAUACAGGCCGAAUCAGAUCGACGAGCGAAACUUGCAAGACAGAGAGCAAGCCAAUUGGUGACUGGCGUGCCUGGUAAUGUGCCUGAAAUGGGGCGAGUAGCACUAGGUGCAAGCACGAGCACCAUGGACUACGAUGCGUUCAGAGAAUUCUUGGCUGGUGUCUCGAGAUGGGCGCUCACGGAUUCGCCUAGCUCGCCCGUCAAGGACGGCAACAGUAGCAGUGGCUACUUCGGCAGCUCAUCACGAGGCAAACCGCCCAACUUAUCACCCUGGGGAACAGGACCGGAACCUGCCGAUCACGAUUUCAUGCGGCGAUUGUUUGGUAAAUGGGAUGUAGAUAGCAAUGGGUCCCUAUCACUCCAGAACGUCGUGGUGGGCCUCGCGCCGAUCAAAGGUGGGCGCGAUAUCAUGGCGAACAUCGCGUACUUCUUCGAGCUUUACGACGAUGACAAAGAUGGGAGGGUGGAUAGAGAAGGCAUUUUGCGCAUGUCAGAAGCGCUCUUGUUUUUGGCUCGCCGGGGACUGGAGGGCGCCGAUCUCGUACAACAUCAUGCCGAUACAGGCCCUGAUGGCAUCCCACUAUCCAAGGAUGAGCAGUUCUUAUCGGCAGUAUCAUCGUUCAUUCGAAGAUGCUUCGAAUAUGCGGAUCCAGAUCAUCCGUCGCGACAGGGCGAGAAGGACAUCAGCGAAGCUGCCAACGCCGUUGCAGACAUCAAACUCAGCGAAGACAGCGAGGAGGAAGAUCUGCUUGUCGACGAGAAGGAGCUGAAGUCCACUGACGAGGAUCCGUUGGCACAAGAACCAGCGCCCGAGACCACAAAGAUAGCGGGGAACUCUCUGCCGGCACGACCUUCAAUCAACACAUCUGGCCAGACCGCGAAGCCCAGAGCUGUCGCUGCCAACGCGGCUCUCGACCCCUCGAGCCCAGUACACAUCACUCUCCCGACCUUCCGUAUGCUUGUGUUAGCAGACGAGGCGCUCGAAUCCUUCUUCGACUCUGGUUUUGCCAACUCUUUCCAUCUAGCGGACGCACCUCUGCCUUCCACGGCGCUCACCUCGCCAUCUUUUCUCAGCGUUUCGAGCUCGACGCCCGGCAAUGAGAGGCAAAAUCUGCGGAUACCCACUCUUAGCCCCGGUGGUCCAGGUGCCGGAGUCGUGCCACCUGGCAAAGGUUUGCGAGGCAUGCUCGAUAACAUCGUUUCGGAUGGUAUGCGAGUGGCGGCUGAAGUCAAGAGGAGAAUGGAUGAAGCCCAAAAGGAACUCGAUCGUGGUGCUACUACCCGAGGCACUGAAGAUGACGACGAUGAGGAGGGUGAAGAGGGCGUCGGUGAUCUUCUUGGUGGCGUCGAAGCUGAUGCAGGCGCUGCAGGGACUGGCGAUGCCGCGAAGAAGAGCUUGGAAAGCCAAGGAGGAAAGGACAAGGUCCCUGCUUCACUGCGGAAUGAAGGCAUGGCUGCUGAGCCGGUGAAGAGUAGUGGCGCGAGUGUCAAGAGUACGGAUACUGGUGUUGUGAAAGAUACCAUGUUCGAGAGAUAGAUGUGGUGCUAGUAGUGCCACGAGAUGCACACCUAGGUAAUGAAGCAAAUUAGUGAUCAGUCUCGCUGAAUCACAUGAUGGAGUGCUGGUGAAGGAGGAACAUGUCGAAUAUGUCUUGAAAUGUCUUCUCGACUUUGUGCCACCAGGUAUCCUGCUGAAUACGCAUGGUGGACUCUGCAGAGGGAACGUGGCAUCGGCCAACAUUGCGGUCUUCGAAUUCAUUUGAAACAGCGCGUUGUAGGAACCAGGAGAAACUCCUAAUCACCAAGCAAAUCGGAUGAACAAACGUGACUAAGUUAGGUAUUUCUACAGUUCGGCAGGCAUAACAGACAUGCCUUGAUCUAUAUAAUCACCUCAACAAUCUAUCAAGACACAAAGCAGCUUCCAGACUCGGGUCGCGAUCUGCCAGACCUUUCUCGAUCUGAUAGCAAAAAGAAGAGUCGUUAAGCCAUGAACAGUCGUAAGCAAGUUGAUGAAUCCAAUCAUCUUUUUGGUCCCCAAAACGCCGCGCCUUCACAUGGAACCAUCGAACAGUGGCGAUGAGGCAUAACACUACGAGACAUAGGCAGGAGGGGCCUCUUCCAUAAUUCGCUCUUCAGAUGGCUGGCGCCACGCUUUUUGUUCCGCGCGCCCCUGCUCGACUUUCUUUGCAAUCUCUGUUGCCAUCUUCUCCAACCACGCUCGCUCUAGAAUACCGCCACUGCCGCCUUCGCUGAAAGCUGUCAAUAGACUUUGUAGUUUGAUAUCGGAAGAGGUUCUGCUCAGGUCAGAAGAAGAGUGGCGAAAGUCGUAAGGAGGUCUGCGGCUGAUUUCAGGUGAAGGUGAACGAGAUGGAAAAGCCUGUGUUCGCACGGCGUUGUUGGCGGUGGUUGAUGUCCUCGGGACGUUCUUUUCGUCCUUUUUUGGCAAGUACAUUGAAGCUCGAGGAGUACGAUCGAGGUCAUCGUCAGGAUGUGCGAGCGGCGGUAACGAGGUCUUUGGCGUACAGGGGCGUGAUCUGGAUAGCGGAGGCCGAUCAACAGCUCCGUCUACAUUGUCGGUAUGAAAGUCAACUUUCUUCUUUGGACUUCGUGGCGGAGUGCUGAUCUCUCCUUCUCGCGCAUUGCCACCAAUAGCGGAAGUCGCCUGUGUACCCGAGCGAACAACACUUGGUGAAGAGCCAGUCUGACUUGCGCUCUCAUCAUAUCCACUAGUACCGACGCUUGCAUUUUCCAGAGUAUGACCCUCAUCUUUAUUCUUCCUGAGGUUGACUAUCCGAUGUUUUCUCUUCUUUGGUCGUGCUCGCGAUCCCGAGCUACCCAGACUAUAUAGCGUUGCUGUAGACGCCAUGCUGACAAGGCUAGGCCUAGUAGCUUCAGUGCCGCCUCCAGACGCGAGCGAAGUAGCUGACGACACCGUGCUGUGCGAAGCGAUCGACGUGUGAAGUCUUGCGAGGCCUGGACGCGUGGAGGCAAUUGUGCCACCCAUCUCCUCACGGUAUGUACCAGUCCAUGCACGAUAUACUGUAUCUCUCAUAGCUGGCGUGAAGAGACUGAGUGUCCGCUGACUUUCGGCAAGUGUUGCCAACCUAAUCAUGUUCUUUUGCGAGAAUGAUGCAUAGGUCUCGGUGGGCGGAUCGAGAGUGAAGGGUGCUCCCAUGGUUUCCUCGCCAUCAGGAGUGGGCUGCAGUGCUGGACUGGCGAGCGGAUCGACAGGGACUUCCCCAGGCGCAAGAUCAGCCUUCCUUGGUUCCUGGUCUUCGGCCGUCUGAUACUCGGGACGGAACUUUGACAAAGACAAGCGAUGUAUGAUCGCAGGUAAAUCCUCCAUGAACAAGACGCGAAGCUGGUUUUCGAUGGUCUUUUGCAGGUAGUCUCGGACAAAGGGUAUCGAGUCAAACGUAGAUGACACUUUCAGCUGCUCCAACGGAUCAUUCCUGAACACGAUGGUGAUGCCCUUGGAUUUGGAGAAGACCAGAAUGACGAAGCCCGACAGGCGAAUCUCCGACAGGGUGAUUUGGAUGGGGAUGGUCAGACUACUGCUCGCCGCCAACGGCUGAGGACUCGCAAAGCUGGGCUUGGUCGAUAGAUAUGUAUGGAGCGGAUUUGCUUGUACCCUUGUUUUCAGCGUCAGAUAAGCGUCUCCUGCAUAGCUCAUCUUGAAGAUGCCUCUGAAUCUGUCCUCGGCCAAGUCACCAAUCUCCAAGAUUUCCAACUCCGGCGGUGUCGCGCCCAAGUUCAACUCGUUGACAAUGAUGUCGUCGACAAUGAUGGGCGGUUUGGGCGAUUUGUUCAGCGCGCUCGUGAGCAUGUCGCGAACUCGAUCGGUAUCCGCAAUGAGCGGCGACCAGUUGAAGUUGAAGGCCAUUCUGGAUGUGUUCUCGUCGUCGCCGUGGUUGUUGUUGUAGUCGUCGUCGCCGUCGUCACUCGCAGCGCCGGGCUGGUCAGCGGCGGAAUGGACGGUCCUGCUGACGACGCAAGACAGCGGGUCGCGAGUCGCAUGACAAGAAGCGCUGCUGCUCUCUUCCCCUCUCCCUCCGCCUCUGCCUCAGCCUCUGCUGCUGCCUCUUCCAAUGGCAGUCGGUGGUUCUAGUAUAUGACGGGGAUCAGCACGAGUCGAGUGCGACGGGAUGUCGUUGGUGAUUGUGAGUGGGUGUGGGAUGAGUUUCG